Podarcis muralis (Common wall lizard) is the source of this 2044-nucleotide messenger RNA. RefSeq names its product asialoglycoprotein receptor 1-like. The record is from RefSeq and is a predicted model, not a curated record. NCBI's taxonomy places the organism in Eukaryota, Metazoa, Chordata, Lepidosauria, Squamata, Lacertidae.
CGGGUCUGCGGGGAAGUUUGCAGAGUUCUCCGGAGAGUCAAAAACAAAGAAGGGUCCCAGCGUCAGGUGGGCCUGCGGUGCGGUCAGCUCGGCUGUGGUCAGGAGGAAGCCACAAAACAGGUCGACGUUUUUGACGGGGAGAAGAGGAAAUUGCGAUUUUCGGAAGCGCCCCUGGCCCCCCAACUAGAGAGCGACCCGGUGGAAGGACCCCCUCCGUGCCAGGGAGAUGACAACUUCUUUUGACAACUUUCAGGUCCCACCAGAUAUUCCGCCUCGCUCCACCUCCAUCGACAUGGACCCUCCUCCCGAACCCAGCAUGGCCAAGGAGUACGAAGAUCUCCAAAGCCUGGAUGUGCCAGGCAAACGUGGGCAGCACUUCGGGAGAGCGCUGCCUCCGUUCCAGUCGCCCUGGCGCCGGAUCUGCCCCACCAACCGCCUCGUCUUGGUCCUGAUGGGAUUCUGUUUUGUCUUGACUCUCUCGGUGGCUCUGCUUGGCGUUCAGAGGGCUCGUUUCAGCGGAGAUCAAGGGGCGGCAAAGGAGGCUCUCAAGAGUUUGAACCUGACGGUGAAAGCAGGGCUCAGCAGCAUCCAAGAGAAGAGGAACGACACCAGAACGAAACUGGCCGCGCUGGAGAAAAUGAUGAACGACCAGGUUUCGAAGAUGGAGAAAGUCAAGAAACAAGUUGAAGGCCAGUUGGACACCUUAAAGCAAGACUCGAGAGCUUUCCGCUGUGAGCUGGUGGAGAUGAGAAGCAACGGGAGCAAAACUGGGUGCUGCCCCAAAGGCUGGAAGAAUUUCGAGGAAAGCUGCUAUUGGAUGUCUCAGGACGCGGCUUCUUGGAACCAGGCCAAGCUGGACUGCGAGAAGAAAGAGGCUCACUUGGUGAUCAUCAACUCGCCGCAAGAGAAAAGAUUUGUGAGUCAGCGCUGGAGGUCCGUUGACAUAUGGAUCGGCCUGACGGACGUCACGGGAGUCUGGAAGUGGGUGGACGGGACUUCUUACAUGCUCCAGCAAGAGGACUGGGCUGAAGGGCAGCCGGACCACUGGUACGGCCACGGACUGGGAGGCGGAGAGGACUGUGUGCAGGCUUAUUCAAACGGCCUUUGGAACGACAACCACUGCUCUCGCCGGUUCUCUUGGAUGUGCGAGAUGGAGCUGGGCCUCUAGAGGAAACAGGAAGGAAGUUGGUACCUUUAUGCACAUGUGGUGGUACUGCGCCAAGAUAAGAGAAUUUUGGGACAUAAGAUACAAGGAACUCAAAAAGAUCUUCAAAUUCUCGUUUCGAAAAACAACAACCCUGAAGCCUUUUUGUUAGGUAUUAUGUCCACUGAUCUACAAAAAACCCCACAGAACCCUCUUUAUGUAUGCAGCCACAGCGACGAGGAUUUUAAUAGCAAAAAAAUUGGAAAGGCGAUGCCAUCCCCACAAAAACUGAUUGGCAAGCAAAGACGAUAGAAUAUUUGGAACUUGCAAGGAUGACUGGGAGAAUAAGAGGAAAUUCCGGCCGGAAAUUUAGUAAAGAUUGGCUAACGUUUAAAGAAUAUCUUUAAAAGCACUGUAAUUACACAAAUCUCCUGACAGAUUAGGACUGGAGAUUAGGAUUGGAGUUUAAGGAAAUUAUAAAGUGAAAAUUUCUACUGAUAAUUAAUGGAAAAGAAUAAUAAAAACGAAGUUGCCUAUAGACUAGUAAGGUAUAAAAAACACUGGUCCUGUAAGCUAGGGAUGAUGGGAGUUGUAGUCCCAAACAUCUGGAGGGCCGGAGUUUGCCUAUGCCUGCCUUACACGACCACCACAUAUGAUUAAAAAGUACAUUCCUUUUUCUUUACAUUUGAUUUAUUUAUGCUUCCAUGCUGCAACCAACCGCUUUUUCCUCCUUUGAUUGAUCACCCUACUAGUCCUCAUUGUAACUGAAGAUGGAGAAGUCAUGGUUGGCUUUUAUACGGCUUAGGACCUAUGUACCUACGGGACCUGGUAUGUCCCACGGAGGACCUUACGGUCUUCAAACAAAAACAUCUUGGAGGUCCCGGGCCACAGGGAGGUUAG